CUUUAAAAAUACGGUUGAGCGGCGUGCCAGUUGCCCAAUGCCAAUCGCCUAUCAGCAUCUCGGCUGCACCUCGUUGUGAACUUUUUGCACUUUCAUUCAUGCAAUUACAAUUUCCAUGAUUAGAACAUGCUUUAAAAAAGGGGGCCAAAAUAAAACCCUUCAUUAGAUUCUCUUCCAAAUUUCUAGAUAUCCUUCAAAUUCUAAGCCAGUUAAACCAUAAAUAUCCUAUAAUUGUAUUCUCUCUUUAUUCGUUUAUUGCAAGUGGGUUUGCCGCGCAACCCUCCUUUAGUAUUUUCUUCCGUCUCUCUCUCUCUCUCCCAUUCCCCCCAAAUCAAAAUUCUACUACUUUUUUAGGGUUAUCUAUUUUUUUUUGGCCUUUACUUUUUUAUUGACUAAUGGAUUUGUUUAACCAAAAUUCUAGUUGUUUUCUUUUUUUCUGCCGCAAAAUCAUAAUAUUUCGCUCCAUUUUGUGGGGGAAAGUUGGAAUGUGAAAAGCUUGGAUAUGUUAGAUAAGCAAAGCAGCAGUUUUGGUUCUUCGUUAAUCAAAUCUCUAAUUGUAACCAUAACGGAAAAUAUCGUUUCAUGGGGGUUUUAGGACAGCUCUACACGUUGCCCAAGGACCAACGCCGUUGCUCCCAGUUCCUCGGCAAACUUGAAUCUCGAGAAAAUUACAAUGUCAGCGGCGGCGGUGGCGGUUUUAAGUUUAACAAACCGGCCGUUGGCUUAAAUUUGACUCUUAAAAAUUGUUUCCAGGAUUCGCGAAUAGCCUUGUGUCAGAAAGCACGCGCCUUUGCUCCCCAAUUGGCGCGUGAUAUAGAAAUCAUUAGCCAUAAUGAACCCCAGAAAAUGGCGAAGACGGCGACUGAAACUCGUGGCGCUUGUCAAAGAGGGAACCCUCUUGACUUAAUCGACAAGCCUUUACCUGAAAAAAUUGCGGUUGCUGUCGAUGUCGACGAAGUGCUAGGGAACUUUGUGUCGGCUUUGAACAGAUUUAUAGCGGAUCGCUAUUCGUUGAACCAUUCAGUUUCAGAGUACCAUGUUUACGAGUUUUUCAAGAUAUGGAACUGUUCUCGUGAUGAAGCUAAUAUCCGUGUCCAUGAGUUCUUCAAGACACCAUAUUUCAAGGAAGGUAUCCACCCCAUCCCAGGUGCUCAGAGGGUUCUUCAUAAGUUAUCAGGAUUUUGUAACCUAUCAGUUGUAACGUCUCGGCAGCAUGUGAUUAAGGACCAUACCAUUGAGUGGUUGGAGAAGCACUAUCCUGGACUGUUCCAGGAUAUUCACUUUGGCAACCAUUUUGCUCUUGAUGGCAAGUCUAAACCUAAGUCAGAAAUAUGUCGGCUGUUAGGAGCCAAGAUUCUAAUUGAUGAUAACCCAAGAUAUGCUGCUGAGUGUGCUCAAGUUGGAAUCAGAGUUCUGCUUUUUGAUUAUGAGAACUCGUAUCCUUGGUGUAAGACAGAGUCAAUCAGUCAACAUCCUUUGGUGACUAAAGUACAUAACUGGGAAGAAGCAGAGCGACAAAUAGCGUCUUGGAUUCUUAGUUCUAGUGUCCUUUAAGAUGGACCCUGUAUAGACUCCCACAUCCCAUUUCAUAGUACUUUGAAUUGUUUCUCAAACCAUGAACAUUUGAUGUUGCCAAAAAAUUGGGGCUUAUUAUUGUUCUGGGUGAAUCAACCAUAAGGAGACCAGCCAAAUUGGGGACUUGGUGUAUUUAUUGACUUUGAGGACAAAACUGGAAGGAACGUUGGUGAAAAUUAAUGCAUUUCUUUCAUUGUUAAUUGCAAGAUGCAGGAAAAAGCAGUUCCCAAAUGGUGGGAACAUCGAUGUAAUUAGAUGUUCAGGACUUUGGAGGUUACUUCGGUUGUUAUUGCACUCAAGAAACAGCAGUUUCAUUUUGGCAAUGCUUUGACCAGUUUGAGUUAGGGAAACAAUGGGUAGAUCCAACUUAGCAUAAGUUGCUAGUUAUUGAGUUGCAUAUUUGGUUCCAAUUCCAAAAUCCAAUUUUAAGAAAGGUGUUUUACAAUUGUCUUAAAAAAC
This is a messenger RNA of Durio zibethinus, 2034 nucleotides long. NCBI's taxonomy places the organism in Eukaryota, Viridiplantae, Streptophyta, Magnoliopsida, Malvales, Malvaceae. The record is from RefSeq and is a predicted model, not a curated record.